AUGUCAUCACACGUCGAGCCCGCCGCGCCCGCACAGCAGCACUUCCAACCGCCCCUCGGCGCAUCGCCGCGCAUAAACAUCCACGACGGCGACAACAAUAACAACGACAGCAGCAACAAAUACGUCACCGGCAACCCGCACAUGCUCAAAAUCGCCUCGCACACGGCCUACCGCUCCGCCGCGCGCUCGCCCGCGUCCAUCCUGUCCAAGAAGGCGUCGUGGGUCGACACCAGCCGCAACGUCUCGCUGUCGCCCAAGAACCUGUCCCGCCCCGCGUCGGCGGCGGCGAGUCCGGUGGGCACGCCCAUCGGCACGCCGAGGAACAGGUCGCCGGUUGGCUCGCCGACGAGGGAGCGGUCGCCGGUGAGGCGGGGGGAGGAUGGGGUGAGGGUGUUUGCGGGGAUGUUGGGGGGGGGGGGGGGGGGUGGGGAGGGAAGCGCGAGGAAGGUGGUGUAUGAGGGGGUGUACAGCGCCCUCACCACCACCUCCGUCCCCCCCACCGGCUCCCUCAGCACCCCCGCCCACCCCACCGCCGACCAAACCCUCUUCAUCACCUCCGGCCACGGCCUCUUGAGCGAGGCACGCCCCAUCAAAACCGGCGACGUCGUCGUCGUGCCGGCAGGGACGCGGCACGAGUUUCUAAACACGGGCGACGCGCCGCUCGAGUUCAUCGCCGUGUGCAGCGGCCCCAAGACGUCGAAGGAAGGCCGGGGCGAUGCUGACGGCGACGACGAUGAAGACGAUGAAGAAGAAGGGGUUUUGGUUUGA
Diplodia corticola is the source of this 768-nucleotide messenger RNA. RefSeq lists its product as uncharacterized. The transcript is spliced from 2 exons. The coding region runs from base 1 to 768 and encodes 255 amino acids. Lineage: Eukaryota; Fungi; Ascomycota; Dothideomycetes; Botryosphaeriales; Botryosphaeriaceae. The record is from RefSeq and is a predicted model, not a curated record.